Carassius carassius (crucian carp) is the source of this 3803-nucleotide messenger RNA. RefSeq lists its product as uncharacterized. NCBI's taxonomy places the organism in Eukaryota, Metazoa, Chordata, Actinopteri, Cypriniformes, Cyprinidae. Gene Ontology annotation, molecular function: zinc ion binding; RNA binding. The record is from RefSeq and is a predicted model, not a curated record. The transcript is spliced from 16 exons. The coding region runs from base 135 to 2321 and encodes 728 amino acids. Gene Ontology annotation, cellular component: nucleus.
AGAGAGGUAGGUGGCAGUGUAUGCACCAUUUGAGUGAAUACCCACCAACGCAUUUCAGAAGAAGAAAUCCAAGGGUGCUAUCGAUAUUUACAAAUUGAUCAAGGAGCGCUUCUUGGCGGAAAUUUGGGUUGGCGAUGGACACAUUUGAUGGCAAUACCAGUGAAGACACAAAUGAAGCCGAGACUAUUGGUGUGCAGAGCCUGUAUUCGACGCUCGGCUUAUCAUCAGAAGAUUUGGGUGUACUUGCUCAGAUUCCUGAAAGUGAAAUCAGCGUAGAAACCCUCCCUCAUCUAAUCAUGCAGCUCAAGGCGAAGAGAGCCCAUGAAGAGUCAGCUACCGCAGACACCGACUACCGAGACAAGUCCGGAAUUUCACAGGACAAGCUGAAUACACCUGAAAGAUGCACCAGUGACAGAUGCAGAAGCCCAUUGACUUCCAGCUCAGCGCGGCGCUCUGGGAGCCAUGGGAGCCAUGAGCAUCAUGGGAGAGGGGAGGGGCAUAGGAAGGUUGAGAGGUACACAGGAGGAAGAAAGGACCUGGGUUACAGGAAGUCAUCCCGGGAAAGACAAAGUGGCUGUCAUGUGACUGAGGAGACGGAGUCUGGUGACAUCCCAAUGGUUUUCCCACACAAAUGCUCUCUUUGCAAGUGUGUGCUGAAUUCCAUGAAGACAUGGAAAGACCAUCUUUCAGGUGUCCGCCACAAAUUGCGUGAAUCAGAACGAAGUACUCGCUCAUUUCCACCCCCUAAAAGACCCAGCAACUCUGAAUGGGAUCACUACAUGUCCACCAUGUCAGACCACUUCUACCCUCCUAAGUCCAAUACAAGAGUGGUAGUAGCCAAGUUUCCUAUGGGUGCUGUGGCCUUAGGGGAGCUUUUAGAGCUUGGAAAACCAUUCGGGACAAUUGUGAAACACCUGGUGUUCCCAACAAAGGGAUUUUUGGAGUUUAAUUCUCACAAGGAGGCUCAGAAUAUGGUCAGUCACUUCAAGUUGAAACCAGCCUUCAUAAAGGAGAACCCAAUAAUCCUGUACUUAUCACCAACAGUUGAAGGCAUUCAUGCACCCAACAAGUUUGAUGCGCCUUCACCAAAACGAACGAAACGUUCAAAUGCGCCUUCGGUGGUUUGUUUUUCACGUUUGCCUUCAGGGGAGGCCGUGGAGGCUGAAGUGCUGGAGCUUGCAGGCAUGUUUGGUGAGGUGUGGCAGUCAAAGUUCACUGACUGUAAGGCCUUGAUUGAGAUGGUUGACUGGCGUGAUGCUGACAUCAUGGUGAAGUAUUACUACAGUAACCCACUGAGGAUUCAGGGCAAAAGUGUUAAAGUGUCCAUGUCGCACAUCACAACCCUGAGAGAUAAUAGUCCAGAGUCCAGAAAAUCUGACUCAAGCAAGUACAGAAGACAAAGAGAAGAGUCUGUAUCUAGUAACAAGGACAAAGGCGACAGCUCAAACCAGGAUGCCACAGAGAAAGAAGAUGAGUUGAUCAAAAGUGAAGACAAGGUUCUUGAUGUUGAGGAGGGAAUUCAGUUGGAGGAUGAAACUGGGCUGCUUGAUGAGGGGUCAGAAGGCAUUGUGGCUCAAACUGAGGAGAAAGAAAAAAAGGAAGAGGAGGAAAAGAUGGAAGAGGAGAAACCUACCACUGCUGAGGAGGAGAAUAGAGAGAGAGGUUCAGAGCAGAAUCAAGAGGAAGAGGGUGAUUUGGAUGAUGCAGAAUUUCCAAAGAACAUAGAAGAUUUUGUUACAUUGGAUGAGCUGGACAACAAUGCAGGAGAUUCUUCUGUGCCAGAGGAUAGUAAAGUAGUGGUGCUGUGGCCUGUAAAGAACCCUGACUUGAUGAAGGAUCUUUACAGUCUCUCUGCACCCUUUGGCGGUAUGGUGAAGCAUACUUUAUCCAUGUUCAGACAAGAGGCUAUGAUCGAACUGGAAACAGCUGAAAAAGCCCAGGAAAUGGUGCAGUUCUACAGCAAUCACAAGGCAACAAUAUGUGGCAGGCAGGUGUCAGUUUCCAUGUGCCUUACCAUGAAAACAAUAGAGAGCCCAAGUGGGAGAUCCAUUUUUAUCAGCGGUCUUCCCAACCAGAGGUACCUACGACAGAAAUACACAGACAAAUCCCUCUUCGAACUGACUAAACCUUUUGGAAGACUGACUGGUUACUCUCUGCACAGGUAUCAAGGAACGUGUUACAUGCAACUGGAAAGUACAAAGGCAGCUGAAAAAAUGGUUGCAGAGUACAGUCGGAGGCCUUGCGAAUUUUGGGGGUCGGUGCUGAAAAUAGCUAUGUGCAGGAAAGGGGAUUCUCUGAUUCGCUGGUCAUUAAAGGAGUAGCUCACCCAAAAAUGACAUUUUGAGGAAACUUUACUCACCCUCAGGCCAUCCAAGAUGUAAAUGAGUUUGUUUCUUCAUCAAAACAGAUUUUAUCACUUGCUCACCCAUGGGUCCUCUGCAGUGAAUGGGUGCUGUCAGAAUGAGUGUCCAAACAGCUGAUAAAACAGAACAAAAAUCCACAAGUAAUCACACGACUCCAGUCCAUCAGUUAAAUGCUUCCUGUGGUAAAAAAAGGCCAUCCCUUGUUGUCCUCUCUCAUCAAAAUCCACAGACGUAUUUGCUUAAUAUAUGCAUAUUUCCCUCCUGAUUGAGAAGAGACAACUUUUUCACUGGAGGAAGAAAUAUUAUUGUUAGAGGACUUGUUUUUGUCAGAAGCAACCAUUGAAAAUUAACAUCUUAAUGAUGAAUUAGUUUCUUAAAAAACAUGCAGCUAUUUGCCUCACAAGAUGUUAAUUGAUUGAUUGGAAUGGUGUGGAUUACUUGUGGGUUAUUGUGAUGUUUUACCAGCUGUUUAGACUCUCAUUCUGAUGGCACCCAUUCACUGCAGAGGAUCCAUUGGUGAGCAAAUCAUGUAAAGCCAAAUUUCUCCAAAUCUCUUCCGAAGAGAAAACAAACUAAUUCACAUCUUGGGUGGUCAGAGGGGUAAGUACAUUUUCAGCCUAUUUUCAUUUUUGUGCUAUUCCUUUAAGUGUGGGCAUAUUCAGAUUUUUUGUUUUUUAAGUUAGACUGUUUUUUUUUUUGUCUUUUCUUUUGUUGUUUUAUUUGGAACCUAACAGAAUGCCUUUUAAUACAUUUUGUUUGCUUGUGCUAUUUAUUUAUUUUUUAUAAAUAGACAGAACUGAAGACAGAACUGCUUGUGGUUCCAGCAAACCCAUCGUUUCAUCACAAUUUCACCAUCGAGUUAGGCACAUCAACCAUAACUCCUUCAAAAACAGCCAGAAACCUUGGAGUUAUGAUUGAUGAUCAGCUGACUUUCUCAGACCACAUUGCUAAAACUGUCCGGUCCUGCAGAUUUGUUUUAUUCAACAUCAAGAAGAUCAAGCCCUUUCUUUCGGAACAUGCAGCACAACUCCUUGCUCAAGCUCUUGUUCUGUCCAGGCUGGACUAUUGCAAUGCACUCUUGGCAGGUCUUCCAGCCAGUUCUUUCAAACCUUUACAAUUAAUCCAGAACACAGCAGAAAGAUACAUUUUUCAUAACCCGAAAAGAAUACACCCCUUUUCAUCAAUCUGCACUGGCUACAAGUAGCUGCUCGCUUAAAAUUGAAGGCAUUGAUGUUUGCAUACAAAACUACCACUGGCUCUGCACCCCUUUACCUAAAUUCAUCAUUUCAGACUUAUGUGCCCUCUAAAAGCUUCCGUUCUGCAAGUGAACGUUGCUUGAUUGUGCCAUCCCAAAUAAGCACAAAGUCACUUUUACGGACUUUUAAAUUAAAUGUUCCCUCCUGGUGGAAUGACCUGCCCAACUCAAUCCGAGCAGCUGAG